Amaranthus tricolor (Joseph's coat) is the source of this 765-nucleotide messenger RNA. RefSeq names its product two-component response regulator-like PRR95. Gene Ontology annotation, biological process: regulation of flower development. Gene Ontology annotation, cellular component: nucleus. The transcript is spliced from 3 exons. Gene Ontology annotation, molecular function: protein binding. NCBI's taxonomy places the organism in Eukaryota, Viridiplantae, Streptophyta, Magnoliopsida, Caryophyllales, Amaranthaceae. The record is from RefSeq and is a predicted model, not a curated record. Bases 1 to 765 code for a protein of 254 amino acids.
AUGUAUGCUCAAAAUAAUAACUCUUUCUAUGACGAUUCAUCUGAUUUCAUCAACCAAAAUUACCCUUCCCGCUUAACACCUCCGUUAGUUCAGUCUCGUGCAGGCAAUUUUGACUCCAUGAAUGAAGCUUUUGUAGUUGCAAACGCCAAUCCAAAUAUGAGUACUGGGAGCGGGUGUACUAGUAACAGUUACAUAGGCUCACCAACUUCGCCUCUAAGCUAUACAAGCAGUCAUCCACCAAAUAGUACUGCGAGCUUGAUGCAAAGGAGCCUUAGUAGCCACUCCCUCCAAAAAAACGGGUUUCAACUGCCUGUUUCAACAGCUGCUAGCCUUCUUGACCUUGAAAUUGGCCCGGUGAGACGGGUCUUUAGCACAGGCGAUUUGGAUCAGGGAGUCAUCUUGAACCAUCACCAUUACCAUCACCACCAGGUUGGAAGUCCAUUAAACGAAAGUACGAAUAUCAUUCUUGAAGGUAUGACAAAGACAUGUCGCUACAGUCCCGAGGAAAAGAAAGAAAGAAUUGAAAAGUAUCGUAGCAAAAGAAGUCAGAGAAACUUUAAUAAGAAAAUUCAGUACGCAUGCAGGAAAACAUUAGCUGACAGCAGACCAAGAGUUAGGGGUCGAUUUGCAAAGAAUGAUGAAAUCGAACAGCCUGUCAACUUUCAGGACUUACAAUGGAAUCAAGUAGCAGGUGAAGAAGAUGAUGAGGAUGAAGGGCAGUGGAUCCAUCUUCUGAACUCCCUUUCAUCCAAUUUGGUUCCAUAA